AUGUCUGCUGAGAAUAAUCCUCUGCCCAACAAUGAGCAACACUAUAAGGGAACUCCACACAAUAGCAAUGCGAAUAAUAACAUGUGGGGUUUGUUGGAUAAUCCACCACAUGUCAAUCUCUCGACACAACUCCUUCAUGGCAGUGUGAAUUUUAAUAAUAGCACUAAUAAUGUGACCACCAAUACAAUACAACAACAGGACAAUUCUUCAUCAAUUAUUAGUUCACCCACUUCAGCAUCAGCAGCCAACAAUUCAGUCUCAAUUAUGAGAUUUGUCAAGGAUAACAUGUGGCAAUUCUUCUCCGUGAUUCAACACAGGUAUGCUGUUAAGGGAAGGAAAAUUUAUAUACUUUUCACAUUAUUACACAUUUACUAUUCGUAUGUGGUGAUGAUUUUACCAACAUUGAGUUCACAAAUUAAUUCUCCUGCCUUCUCUGCAACAACUACCACGACAACUAAUUCUAAUAGUGGAACAAUCAACAGAGACACAACACUUCACAAUUAUCCUUAUGGUUUCUAUGGGACUUGGCUGUUUAAAGCAAUGAAUUAUCCUAUAACAUUAUCAUUGGAUUGGAUUCCCUAUGAGGCUGCUAUUGCCGUUACAAUUUUUGGUUUAUCAGUUGCCUUAGUUCAUAUAACGAUUCUAUUUCUCACAUUCAAGACUAAUUUCGGUCGAUUACAAGAGAAACUCAAGAAUAUUUCCUUCAUGUUGGCCAUCUUUAUUCUUUUCAUUGGACCACCAACAGCAUUUGUAAUGACUUCCUUUAUUGACUGCAAUUAUCAGCAAUUAAUUUUUUCAGUCAUUGACAAGAUGUACUCUGCCUCUCUGUGGAGAUAUCCCAAUGUAAUUUGUUCGAGUAGUAUGAACGUGAGCAUGAUUGUUGUGUCCAUCAUUUCAAUAGUCUUGUUUAGUUUUGGUUGGCUCUUUUCCUUAUUCAUUUUACCAAUGGCCAAUCCAAAGAGUCAAAUUCCCUUCCUCAUUUCCUACAAACUACCAAUGUGUGUCAUUUACACAUCAACUGGAUUCAGAAUUCUGGUUCAUUUCGCCAUUCCAUCUCAAUACUCGUAUGCCAGAGCCGCAUUCCACAUUGUGGCCUCGAUUGGAUUUAUUCUCUUCUUUACAGAUACAGUUCCACUGUAUCGACGUGUGGAGAAUAGUAUAUUCUUUUCAGUCUUGUGCACUUAUUGUGCAUUUGCUGUUGGUUUGUUAGUUUCAUCAAUUGUGAACUCGUCAACAGCUAUCAUGAAUUAUGAUCUUCUAGGAAUUGGAUUAGGAGCUGGUUUGACAGUUGGUUUACCAAUUGUUGUUUGGAUACUUUCAUUCACAGGUUUUGAAAUUUACACACGAGUAGUAUUUAAAAACAUCCAAAAGAUUGUGAGAAGAAAAUUGGAACAUGAUUCUCAACAUGAUAAUUUUGAAACAGCUCAAUCAUCAAUUUACAUGAUGUGCGAAGAGUAUUCCAUGAGAAAUUUGAAAUUCUAUCUUCAAUUCGUGAGUCAAAUGCCAAAAUCACAAGAAAUGGUUCAAGCUUUGAGUUUUGUGAAAUCUGAAUCUCCACAAAAGUUUUUCACAUCACCUUCCAUUUUAAUGAUGGCAAGUGAUCUUGUCGCUAGAUGUUGGGGAGAUGAAAAUAGAUUGAACUUUGCAUUGUUCCUCCUUAAGAAGGCAUUGAAACAUAAUGAAGGUCCUUGGCUUGCCAUGCAAAUUAAAUUCAAAUUGAGAGAUGUUGAGAGUGAAUUGUUUGAAAAUGCAAAUUAUGGAAAAUUUGGAUAUGCUGUGAAAAAUGUUUUGAUGGAAAUUGAAAAGAAACAAGAUCAAAUCAAAUCAAUUCACAAACUAUUUUGGAAGGAAUUAUUGAGUGAUAUUCCAAAUAAUGAAAAACUUGAAAGAAUCAAUGCAACAGCCACACAUUUGACCCAUUACUGUGAAGAACAAUUUGAACACUUGUUGGCAAACUUUGCACACGACAAGACUGUAUUGAGAUAUUAUGCCAACUUUUUAGAAACUAUCAAACAAGAUAAGGAAUCAGCAGUAACUUAUUAUGAAGAAGCGGCCUCCUUGGAAGAAGAAGAUUCCAAGAAUAAGUUUACCAUGAAACGUUUCAGAAAUAAGGUCAUUCCAGAGUUGGCCGAGUCACAAUCUUGGAAUUUUAUGAGAAGUUCCAGUAGAAAGGAGUUCAACAAUGAAGAUGUUGAGAAGGAUUCGUUUGAUGGAGUUGAGAAACAACUCGAAAAGAAACAAAAUAUUUAUAGAAAUUCAUUGAAUACUCCAUUCAAAUCUCGUUCUAGAUUGAUUAGCUUUUGUGCGUUGAAUAUGAUUGGAUUGGGUUUGUUGUUUGUGGCGUUUGUCCUGUCAUUGGUUUAUGGAGAUUAUUUAUCAAAGACUGAUUUGGUAAAAGUGUCAAGUUUACCAAUUUUAACACCUGGAGCAUUGUUGAGAGAUAUUAGAAUGAGACAAAUUGUUUAUGAAUUAUUCAAUGUUGAAAAUAAGACCUAUCCCUCAAAUGGUACUUCCGAAUUUAGUUCACUUUCUUUCUUUUUAUCAAACUAUAAGGAUAGAAUUAGACGUCAGAGAGAAAUCUUAUUGGACUUGAGUAGUAAAUCAAGAUCUGGGGAAUUUACAAGCAAAAUGUAUGCUGACUUUAUUAGGGAAGAUAAUGUAAUUUCGAUUCCUGUUGCAAGUGAAAGUGGAAAAGUAGAGUUCAAGUCAACCUUUCCAAAGAAUACUUCAAUUAGUGAUGUAGUUCAUGAACUUAUUCAACAUUCCACUUAUUUUAAUUUGGCCUCUGAUUCUGAAUUUAACAAGACAACAACUUCUUAUCCAUUCAUGUAUAUUUACCAUAAUAGGAGAACUGCACCUGAUGUGACCUUUGCAUUUUUCAAGAAUUUUCAAGAGAGCCAAAAGUUCGUCGUUGAUUAUGUGAAUGAAUUGUUGUGGAAUUACAUUUUAAUUUCAGCACUGGUCUAUAUUGGAAUCUUUUCCGGAUUUAUCAUCAUGUCCAGAGUUGAAAUGCAAAGAAUUUCAUUCAUCCUAGCUCUAUACAGAAAGCUGCCAAAAGACAUGAUUGGUGUCAUUUAUCAUGAAAUUGAUAAGAAGGGAGAAGAUGUCAAGUAUGAGAAGAGUAAUAUCUUUUUAAGACCAAAGGAAUUUUCACUUGUUGUUGCAUUUUGCAUUAUUUUCAUUAUUGCCGCCUAUUCUGGAAUUAUUUACUUUGAAAUUUCAGAGAAUGUUAGCACUUCUACUGAUAAUUUGACUACUGUUAAUCAAUUAUCAAUUUUGAUUAGAGCUGCCCACAGGUUGACCAUUCGAUUGGGUGAAUUAUUUGCCUACUUUGGAUGUCCUACUGGAAGUCCAGUCAAUAUUGUAGUUUCACCUAGCUAUGUGGCUCAAUAUAGACAAGAUGCAAGAGGUUUCGUCAGUUUAAUUACAUCCAGUUACAAUGAAGUUGUUUAUGGAAAUAAUAACAGUCAACCAUUAAUUGGAAGAUUCUCCAAGAUUGAUAACAUCAUUAAUGGACCAUCCAAUUGUACAGCUGAUUCACCAGUUGAAGAAUGUUCCAGUUUACAAACCUUCAUUUCAGCGUUUACAAUUUCAAGUUCUCAAAUGACUGAAGAAUUUUUCAAUCCAACUUAUCAAAAAUCUGAUUCACUUUUUUAUCAAGUUUUGAAAAUUUACAAUAUGAAUGAUGUUCUUUAUGAAAGAUUAAUGGAUUUGAUGAAUUUAUUGUUCAUUUCCACUUCAGAAUCAUUCAAAGUUUUGACUAUUACCUUUUUUAUCUUUGGAGUUAUACUUUAUUUAUUGUUUAGUUCAUUGUUAUUGUAUAGUUUCUUGAUUUAUGAUAGACAGAUCACUAAUUUGAGAUCUUUCUUGAAUUAUUUACCUGUUGAUUAUAUAGAUUCAAGUGAAGCUAUGAGAAAUUUCAUUUAUUUCAACUCACUCACAAUAUUCAAAAAGAAAAUUAAGGAAGCAAAUGAUGAUUCAUUGAGAAAUGUGUUGAGUUCAAUGGUAGAUGGUGCUCUUCUUGUUAAUGAAAAAUCAGAAAUUAUGUUAUUCAACUUGACAGCUCAGAAAAUGUUUGGAAAAGCUCCAGAAGAAGUUAUUGGUUUGAAAUUUUACAACUUGUUCGAACCAAGUCAAAGUGAAAAAUUGACAUCUGUGGUCAAACAAGUGAAAUCAUCGUUGACAGAUCCAAACUCAAAACAUGGUGAAACUUUGGAAUUGGAUUGUAUCAGAAAGAAUCAAUCUAAAUUUCCAGCCAUUGUAAACAUUUUUGCAACACGUGAAAGAGGAGUUGUCAUUUAUGCCUUCUUUAUUAAGGACAUUACAUCAGAAAAGAAACAAAAUGCAUUAUUGAACGAGGAAAAGAAGAAUUCUGAAAAUUUAUUGAGAAACAUCUUGCCAGAUUCUGUUGCCUUCAAAUUGAAAGCAGGUGAAACAUUAAUUGCUGACAAGUUUUCUGAUAUCACCUGUUUCUUUUCAGAUAUGGUCGGUUUUACCAAGUUUAGUUCUGGAAUGAAUCCAAAUGAAUUGGUAAUCAUGUUGAAUACAGUGGUUAACGGCUUUGAUGAUUUAACAGACAAGUAUCAAUUGGAGAAAAUUAAAACAAUUGGAGAUGCAUACUUUUGUGUAGGUGGAUUGCACGGAUUAAAUGCUCAAUCAGAUCACCCUGAAAGAUGUGUUAAAUUCGCAAUUGACACUCUCCAAGUAAUCAAAGAUUACAACAUUCAAAAUCCACAUGCACAAAUCAAUAUUCGUGUUGGAUUGAAUACUGGAAGUGUUGUUGCAGGUGUGAUUGGAAGAAAGAAAUUUGCCUAUGAUUUAUGGGGUGAUACCAUUAAUAUUGCCUCAAGAAUGGAAUCAAAUUCAUUGUCAGGAAGAAUUCAAUUAUCGAGAUCAAGUUAUGAAAGGGUUUAUGAUAUUUUCGAAUUUGAGGAACGUAAAAUUGAAGUGAAAGGAAAAGGAAUGACUCUUGCUUAUUUAUUGAAAGAAAAACAUCAUUGCAAUCCAAUCAUUACCAUUCAAUCACAUGAUGAUGAAGAUGAUGUGAAUACUGAUAAUGAUGAAAUUGAGGUAGAGAAGAAACCAUCCAUGCAAAACCUGACUGCUCACUCUCCAAAUAGUGGCAUUCCAAAUAUCACUAGAGAACACAGUUUGAAUCAACAUGGCAACAAUAGUACACCAAAUGUUAUGAGUGACACUAUGGUAUUCUAA
Messenger RNA from Naegleria gruberi, 5211 nucleotides. RefSeq lists its product as uncharacterized. Lineage: Eukaryota; Heterolobosea; Eutetramitea; Acrasida; Naegleriidae. The record is from RefSeq and is a predicted model, not a curated record. The transcript has a single exon. Gene Ontology annotation, biological process: receptor guanylyl cyclase signaling pathway; cGMP biosynthetic process; intracellular signal transduction. Gene Ontology annotation, molecular function: guanylate cyclase activity; peptide receptor activity. The coding region runs from base 1 to 5211 and encodes 1736 amino acids.